Amphibalanus amphitrite is the source of this 16806-nucleotide messenger RNA. Its product is annotated as E3 ubiquitin-protein ligase HERC2-like. The coding region runs from base 179 to 15418 and encodes 5079 amino acids. Gene Ontology annotation, molecular function: zinc ion binding; protein binding; ubiquitin-protein transferase activity. The transcript is spliced from 70 exons. The record is from RefSeq and is a predicted model, not a curated record. Lineage: Eukaryota; Metazoa; Arthropoda; Thecostraca; Balanomorpha; Balanidae. Gene Ontology annotation, biological process: protein ubiquitination.
AUACUUCAAUUUUCAUGAUAAAUACUUAGUAGUUAUUUAUUGCCUAGUGUAGCUAAUUGCUUUUUCUCAGUAAUUAGGUGCUUCGUGCCAUUCAUGGUACCAGGAUCAAGACGUUCAUUUUCAAUUCUCAUGGUGACGAUGGGAAAACUGCCACCCUCCUAGUGCUCUUCACCCAGCUAUGAGCGCCUCUGGGGCCGGCACCAGUGGUGGUUGCAGCAGCGGCGGGGUGACCCUGCGCUGCCAGCGCCACCUGGAUGCCCGCUGGCAGCAGCUAGACAUACAGGAGGUGUUCAGUCGUGACGGCCUCUGUCGGCUCUGGAAUCAGAUGCUGACAGAUGGGGAGCUGACUGGCGCCUUCACCGAUGGCGUGAUCAACUCGGCUGGAGCUGUCGCCAGGAGAGGCGAGAGCGGCCACUUCUACUGCGGCACUCGCUCCUUGACGUGCCCGUGCUGCGACGGGCUGUGCGGCCCAGGUUACGGCUGCAACUGCGGCCCCUGCCGCCAGCUGGACGCCGAGCUCGGAGCGGAGGGAACGGAGAGUGACGAGCCGGCCUUAUCAUCACGUGCUCAGCUGCAGCCAUGGCAGUGGUCGGACUCGCCCUCCGCCGAGCAGCUGGCCGCCUGCCUGCGCACCCUGCAGCGCGAGCAGAUGGCCGCGGCCGCGCAGGCCAGCCUCAGCUGUCUGUCGGCGCUGCGCAUACGUCAGCGCGUGGCCGUGGCGCGUCGCUACUUCACGGCGCUGACGCCGCAGCCGCCGGCCGACGCGUCCGACACCGGAGCGCGCACCGCCGCCGCCGCGGUGGUGGCCGGUGGCCGCGGCGCCUCCGGCCGCGGUGAGCCGCCCUCCCACAGCCUGGCCCGGGUCGGCUCACGCGCCGCCAUGGGGUUCGCCAUCGCGUUCCUGCGCCGCGCCUGGCGAUCUGGGGAGGAUACCGACAUCUGCUCCGACCUGCUCAAGGAGUCUCUGGAAACGCUGCGUUACCUGCCCGAGGGAAAUCUGUUCGAUGAGGACCAGGUGUCGCCCGUCUGGCUGGAGGUGGUCGAAAAGGCCAGCCGCUUCCUGCGCUCCGUCGUACUCGGUGAGGUGGGCGGCGUGCCGACCUCGGACCGUCACCUGGCUCUGUCGCUGCUCCUGGAGCUGGCCGUGCAGCGGGCGGGGCUGAGCCACCUGCUCAGCGUGCUGCUGCUCGUGCUGCAGAUCUGGCACGCCGCCGGACACACGGCAGCCGAUAACAGAACGCGGCGUCACGGCAGCUCCGCGCCGCUGCUGCCGCUGCUGCACCGACUGAGGGCGGUCGCCGCCGGAUCGGGCGGGACAGCCACCUCACCGGGUGGACACAUGGAGCUCACCGCGGGACCGAUGUCCCCAACGGAGGUAUUUCUGCGUCUGCUCGACCUGCCCGAGGACCCGGAGAUAUACGUGGACCUCCGUCAGGUGGCCGUAGUCACCCUCUGCCUCCUCGACCGGCUCGCCACGCCGCUCCAGCCCGACAGCGCCGCCGAAAAGGACUCUGGCCGCCAGGAGCUGCUGUGUAUUGGCUGUGGCGACGGGGGCACACCCGUCUCACCAUCCGGCAGUCCCGGCUCGGCUACCAGCGGCGCCGUGACGGUGGAAGGACUGGGGGAACAGCGGCUCCGUCAGAUGGCCUGCGGGGAACAGGCGGCGCUGGUUCUCACCCAGUCCGGGGCCGUCUAUAUGGUCCAGUACUCCAACAGAGACAAACAGACCCUGACGCCAGUAACCGGGCUCUCUGAGAAGGAAGUGGUAUAUGUGUCGGCCCACCCGGAGGGACAGCACUAUAUGGUGGUCACCGCAGAUGGACAGCUGUUCUCGUGGGGUAGCGGCGACGGCGGCCGGCUGGGCCACGGAGACUGUCAGAGUCACGACUCACCCGUCCUGGUGGCGGCACUGGCCGGAAAACACGUGACCACCGCCAGCUGCGGAUCCACCUACAGUGCGGCGCUGACCAGCUGCGGCGAACUGUACACCUGGGGCCGCGGUAACUACGGACGACUGGGACACGGAAACUUCGAGGACUGCCACCUGCCCACACUGGUGCAGGCGCUCAAAGGUCAGCGAGUGGUGGACGUGUGCUGCGGCUCCGGCGACGCUCAAACAGUAGCCGUCACUGACGCCGGACUGGUCUAUACCUGGGGUGACGGCGACUACGGAAAACUCGGCCGCGGCGGCAGCGAGGGCUCGCGCGUGCCGCAGCUGGUGGAGCGGCUGCAGGAGGUGCGCGUAGUGCGGGCCGUCAGUGGCGCCCAGUUCACCGCCGCGCUCACUGACACCGGGGCCGUCUACACCUGGGGCAAGGGGGACACGUUCCGACUGGGCCACGGCACCGAGGAGCACGCCCGCUACCCGCUCAAAGUCGAGGCGCUGGCAGGCCGUAAGGUGCGCCAGCUCUCGGUGGGCGUCACCACGUGUCUGGCGCUGACAGAGGAGGGCGAGGCGCUGGCCUGGGGCCGCGGCGUGGCCGGCCGUCCGGCCGUGCUGCCCGCGCCGACACCGCUCCCCGAGCUGCAGGGCCGGGCCGUGCUCGGAGUCUGCUGCGGACCCGCUCAGGUGUUCGCCUGGUCGCUGGGCUCGGAGAGUAAGGUGCCACGCCGCGUUCCAUUCGUGGUGGACGUCUCCGAGAGCACGUUUGUCUACCUGGACCGUAUGAUGGAGCGGGCGUCUCCGUCGGCCGCCGCCGCCGCCCGGCCGCCCUCUCAGGAGGACGAGUGUACGAUGGUGGCCGCGCUGAGACUGCUCACACUGCAGCUGCACGUGGCCAUCACCCACUCGGUGCCGCUGUCGGAGCUGGGUCUCUCGGCCGGCUCCCGGCUGCUGGCCUCGCUCCGGUGCCGGGUGGUGGACCUGGCCAGUGGCUCCGGGGUGCUGCCGGCCGUCCAGGCGGCCGCCCAGGGCACGCUGAAGGUCGGCUGGAGCGCCCUGCUGCCCACCGCAGAGGAACGCGCCAAGACGCUGUCCACGCUGCUGCCGCACGCAGGCUGUGAGGUGGGCUCCCCCAGUCCGGGUCGGUUGUUCAUGACAGACCUGCUGGUCUCCUCACUGAUGGCGGAUGGAGGGCUGGAGACGGCGCUCAGGGCCGCCGUCAAAGUUGAAGUCCAGGACCUGGAGGAGGGUGGCGAGAAGGAGGUGCUGCUGUCGCAGAUGAUGACCGAGCAGGCGCAGCUGGAGGCCGAGACCAAGCGGUCGCAGGGAGCCGGCGGCGAGAAGCCGCCCAUCCCGCUGCUGCACUUGGUCAAACAGCUGCUCAGGAACAUCUCGUCUCAGACGCUGUACCGUCUGCAGACCCUGACGGCCUCCACGGCCUCCGCUGAGUCUCCCACCCUGUCCCAGUCUACCCCGGACCUGCCGCCGCCUCCGCCGCCGCCGACUACCGGCGUCCCGUCCGCCGGCUCCCAGACCAGUGGGCCGCGCCGCUCAGCCUCCCUGGACCUGCUGGUACGCUUCCAGCGGCUACUACUGGCCGAGCUACACCACCUGGGCGACCCGGCGCCGGGAGAUGAGAAACGCGAGCGUCACGACCGCGGCGCCGGCUCGCUGUUGGCGAAGUAUGUCCAGCUGCUAUUGGUGUUUGUGAACGACACACUAUCGGUGGCGUGCGGCGUGGCGGCCGGCGGCGCCAAGCUGUUCGCCCUGGCGGCGGCCGCUCUCAGAGAGGACGUGGUCGGGGUGCUGGUCCCAGAGCUGGUGCUCUGUCUGCUGAUGCUACAGCAGCGCAGCCCGGCACUGCGUCGGCCGAACCUGUUCGCGCCGCUACUGCCGCUCCUAGACACACUGGAUAGGUUCAACCGACUGGCACCGGGUGCUGAGAGAGAGGACGCAGAGGACCUCGCCUGGCCGGGCAUCAUCGGCGCCUCCCACUCGACACACUCGGUGCGCUCCAACGAAGAGGUACCCGUGAUCCGACGGGCGGAUGUCGAGAAUCAUAACCGCGACGGCGGCCUCUGGCUGGUCAUCGCCGGGAAGGUGUACGAUGUGCACGACUUUAAAGCGGAAGCGCCGUGCGGUGCCGAGCUGCUGCAACGUUCGGCCGGUAAGGACGCCACCAAGGCGUUCGAGGCGGCACAGCACUCACCUCAGGCGCUGGAGCUGCUGAAAGGUCUGCUGGUGGGGCCGCUGUUAGAUCCGGACGGCGACCCGCCGGCGGCGGCGGCAGCGGUGCUGGGCGCGGACAUCGGCUCCCUCUCCUCACCUCUGGUGGACACGGAGCGCUCCCUGUCGCUGCUGCUGGGACUCCAGGCGGCGGCGCUAUACCGCGGCACGCCGCCUCAGCCGGCCGAGCUGCAGGCGGCGCCCGUACUCGAGACAGGCGUGUUUGACGGCGGACUGGAGCGGGGAGUGUGCCAGGGUUCUGAGGACGUAGACAAAGACCGAGAGACGAGCAACUCGCCCUUCAAGGCGCACAUGAACUCUGAGACCAUGGAAGACACGGUCAAACUCAUCAUAGCGUUCGCGGAGGACCCUGAGGAGGAGGGCGGUCGCCGUCUGGGCGCCGCCGUGUCGCGCCACUGCCAGCAGCGUCACCUGCAGAUGCCGCUGCUGGUCGAGGCCGAUCACCCUGUGGAGCAGGUGGGGCGGCUGCUGUUGGCCGCCGUCCUCCGGCAGACCGGCCUGCACCGGCGGCUGACGGCCUUCGUCAACGGCGGGGCAGACAUGGAGUCGCUGCCGCCGCUACCAGAGCCGAUACCGGAGCUACUGCGGGUGGUACACCGCACCAAACUGUCCCUGAUCCGCACCAGACAGCAGCUCGACUCCAGCUACAAGGAGGUGUGCGCCGAGCCGAUCGACAAGUGUCGGUUUCUGCUGUACAAGGUGCGGCCGCUGCCCGGUUUGGGCCGCACCUCCUCCGGACACCGACUCCUGCUGCGAGUGGAGAGCCGCUGGCGAGCCGCUUGUCGUCAGAUCCUGCAGUCCCGGGCCGGGACGCUGCACGUCAAACCAGAGGACAUUCUCAAUGAGAGCAUACAAUCCCAGGACGCCCUGGCGGCGGCGGUCGGCUCGCUGAAAGAGGAACCUCUUGAAGAGGGCGAGGCAGAGAAGCAGCAAUUGGAGACGACAGAGGAGCCGGCCACGGCGGCCGGUCUCGGUCCCACCGUGUCUCCACCCCCAGGCCCGGCUGUCGAGGACGACCGCUGCUCCUCUGAGGAAGAAGAGGAGGAACAAUCUGAGAAACUGGCCGCCGAGGCGCUGCCCGAGAAACUAGCCGAGCUCGAGGAGAGACUGGAGAAGUAUGAAGAUGAGGACCGUUCAGAGAAACUGGACAUCGGAGAUGGAUGUAAGAAGGUGACCGAUUUUGACCGACCCAACAAACUGGAAGAAGAUGCCCUCUCCGAGAAGCUAGUCGACGACGAGAGAUCUGAGAAGACUGAGGACGGAGACGAAGACGAGAAGGUGAUGGAAAAGUCGGCACCGCCGGCCGUGCUGAGUGAGCAGCAGCGGCGGAGAAGGAAGCGCUCUCCGGCGGCCGGCGGCGCGCCUGACAACCGGCGCAGCUGGCCGACCGACACGGCGCUGAGGCUGGCGCCGCUGCCGCCGCCGCCGGCCGCCGAGCAGGGUCCUGAGACAGCGGCGGAGACGGGCGACGGACGGCGGGAUCAGCUGGAGAAGCUCGCUCUGAAACUGGAGGUGACUGUGGACGACGGCGAGACCACCACGCCGCCGGUGGAUACCGCCAAGAAGCACGCGUACAUUCCGCAGUGGAGCGACUCGUGUUCCCCGUCGGACUCUGCCGCCCUGGAGGUGGCCGCCCGUAUCGCCAGUUUCGUCACCCAGUCGGCGGUGGAUGCGGGCGCGGUACAGCGCGCGCUGCUCUGUCAGACAGAGCGGGCUGGACUGCGGCUGCGUGGACUGCAGACCGUCCAGGGACUGCUGGCUAAAACACACCUGCUGCCCUCCGCGCGGCUCCAUCUGCUGAUGGGCUGGAUCGGACUGGGGCCCACGCUGAAACCUGACUACAGCCCCCCGCCGUGCUGUCUGGACGGCGUGCAGCUGGUGCGGCCGUACGAGCGCUCCCAGCUGCUGGUGCAGCACGGCCGGCUGACCGCGCUGGCCGCUCAGCAGCUGCGGCAGCUGGCGGCAGCUGCCGAUCUGCAGUUCCGCGGCCGCGGCUGCAAGUCAUCCCGACUGAAGGAGAAUCUGAACCACAUGGAUCAGAAUGGACUGUCGACGCUGCCGGCCGCCAGGUUCCUGCUGCCGCUGCUGGUGGUACUCAGCGGCGACCACGGGCCGGACGUCUCUGCCCUCCUGCUGCGCUCCGGGCUCCUAUCCACCGUACAAACCCUGCUCCGGCUGCUCGGACCCGACCCGGCCGGCCCGCCCGACCAGCCCGUCUCGGUGCCGGCGGUACUGGAAGAGGCCGUGGAGCGGCAGCCCACACCGCAGUACCAGCUCUCCGGGCCCGAGAUGGCGGCGCUCAUGAAGAUUGGAACCCGUGUGGUGCGCGGAGAGGACUGGAAGUGGGGAGAUCAGGACGGCGCUCCGUCCGGCGCCCCGUCCGGCGAGGGCGUGGUGAUCGGGGAGCUCGGGGAGGACGGCUGGAUCCGCGUCCAGUGGGACAACGGCUCCACCAACUCGUACCGCAUGGGCAAGGAGGGACGCUACGACCUCAAGCUGGCCGACGUGCCGCAGCCCGUGUCCUCGGACGAUGAGGAUGAUGACGAUGAUCUCACUGCCACGGAGGCGCCCUCGGAGAGUCGCCAGCCGACGGCUCUGUUCCGUCAGGGCUGCCAGCGGCUGCUGCAGGCGCACACCCUGGCACUGGGACUACACGGGGAGACGGCCGACCAGGCGGCAGUGCAUCGUCUCACCGCGCUGCUCAGGGACAUCGUCACGCACGGCCGCCUGGAGCCGGUGUCGCCUCUCCAGGAGCCAGAGGCGUGUCUGCACGCCCAGCACCGCAGCUGGGCCACGCUGCCGCUGCUGCGGGCCGCCGCCGCCAGCAGCUCGGCCGUGCGCCGCGCGCUCUGCCGACCCGCCUGGACCUCGCUGCUGCUCGACAGGAUCGAGCCGCACGUGCCGGUGGCCACGCAGCUGCAGUGCGUGCUGCUGCUGUCGUCGAGUCUGUCGGCCUGCGAGGACCCGGCUCAGAUGCGCGCUCUGCUCCACCGACUCCUCACCAGACUGGGAGACACCAUGCUGACCGGGGCCAACGAGGCCAAAGUGGCACACAACGGAGACGGCGUGACCCGGUGGCGGGGCCACCACUCUCUGACGGCCUCCCUCACCUCCACUGUGGCCGAGGCCGUGGUGGCGCUGGUCCGGCGGCUGCACCAGCUGCCCGCCUGGACCGAGGUGACCAGCCGCUACCUGGCCGACUGCCUGGUCGCCCUGCCGGCGCCGCCGCCGCCCACCGACAACGAGUCUGUCGCUGCUGCGGUGGUCGCUGCCGACUCUCCCUCCGGCCCGGACUCAGUGGGCGACUACCGCCAGUCGGCUCUGCUAGCCGCUCUGGCAGUGCUGGGCGGCGUGGACCCGCGGCCGCGGCUCGGUGGCGCCGUCACCGUCUCCGCCGCGCCCGCCUCGGCCGGCGGAGGGGGCGCGGGAGCCGCGGAUUCACAGGGUGUGGUGGUCCGACUCGGCGUACAGAAGCUGUUUGUGCGACUGAACUCGCCUGGUGGUGCCGGCGAGGUACGGCGACUGGCCGUGGCGGCCGUUACCGCGUGCCAGGCCGUCCCCGCGACCAUAGAGCGGUUCCCCACCUCGGACGACUUCAUCCAGCUGUGGGCCGGCCUCCUGACAUUCGCCAUGGACGCGCCGCUGUCCGGCUGUGACCACAGCAAGUCGCCCAUGCAGGCCGGUGUGAGCCGUGUGGGCGUGCAGCAGCUACAGCAGCAGCUGGCCGCUCUGGCUGCCUGCCGGCAGCUGCAGCAGCGUCAGCAGCUGCUCCGGCGCGUACUCACCAGGGGGCAGCUGCUGCCGCGUCUGACGGCCGUGGCCACCCAGCCGAGCCCCGUCCGGACCGUCUACAGUCGAGAACAGAUCGAGGUGGCUGCGCUGGCGCUCUCCCAGCAGCUGGCCUACGACCUGCACCACGCGCGCGCCGACGUCCGUCUGGACACGCCCGGCUCGGCGGCCGGCGCGCCGCGGGCGUCUCCGCCGCGCCGCAAACGCCGCACCUCGUCCCCGCCACCGAGCGAGAUGGUGCGCCAGCUGGCGGAGAUGGGCUUCGAGCGACGCGCUGUCGAGAAGGCCCUCCAGUGCAUGGAGGGUGAGCCGAGCGCCGAGUCGGUGGUAGCCUGGCUGCUGGAGCGGCAGUCGGCCGGCGGCGCCGCCAGCUCCGACUCCGACUGCAGCUCUGUGUCCUCCGAGGAGAAGCGCGAGGACGGCGAGUUCGAGGACGACGAGGAGGACGAGGAAGAGGACGAGCUGACGGCCAGCAGUCUCUCCGAGUCGGCGGCUGCCGGCGCCACCGGACUGCAGCCGGCCGCGCAGGCCUCUAUCGGCGAGGCAUUCCGGCGCCGACACCAGUUCGCCACGAACGACGACUACGCGCUGUACGUGCGGAGCCACAUCGCCGUAGGCCAGACGGUGCGCUGCUGCCGAUCGUACGAGGAGGUGCACGAGGGCGACGUCGGAACGGUGGUCAAACUGGACAGGGACGGACUGCACGAUCUCAACGUACAGGUGAACUGGCAGCGGAAGGUGGGCAUCUACUGGGUGCGCUACAUCCACGUGGAGCUGCUGGGUGUGACCGGCGUGGCCGCCACCACCACCCAUAUCCGAGUGGGGGACCGGGUGCGCGUCAAACCGUCCGUGCACACGCCCAAGUACAAGUGGGGCUCGGUGACCCACCGCAGCGUCGGAAUAGUCACAGGCAUCAUCAACAACGGGAGGGACGUCACGAUCGACUUUCCGCAGCAGAGUAACUGGACCGGCCUACUGACGGAGAUUGAGCCGGUUCCCACCAGCCACCCGGACGUCAGUUGUGCUGUGUGCGCCGCCGCUCCAAUAGUCGGUCCCCGGUACAUCUGCAAGGUGUGCGACCGCUGGGACCUGUGUGAGGGCUGUUUCCGGACGUCGCGCGGCCACCGGCACGGCUUCAGUCGCGUGCUGGAGCCGGGCGGCGCGCCCGUGUCGGCCGGCCGGCCGGGCCGGUGGCGGCGCGGCGCCGGCGCCGGCGGCCUGCCCGGCUCCCCGGCCGUCGACGGCCUGGUGUCCGAGUUCCGGCGCUGUGUCCGCGGUCUGUCCGUCUCCAGCCUGGAGGGGUGCGCUGACAGACUGGCAGAGGACGUCAGCGGCUUCUGGCAGAGCUGCGGCGCCAGCGGCAAGCACUGGAUCCGUCUGGAGAUGCAGCCCGGGGUGGCCGUCCACCGUCUGCAGCUGCUCUGCUCGCCCGCCGACGGCUCCUACAUGCCCUAUCUGCUGGUGGUGUCUGCCGGCCCGCAGCUGACCGCCCUCAGACAGCUGGCCGUCGUCACCGUGGCCGCCGACGAGACAUGGGUCACACUGCUCUAUGAUGUCACGGAGUACCACCAGUACAUCGAGAUCGCCAUCCGCGAGUGCCGUGACGGCGGUAUCGACUGUCGAGUGCACGCGCUGAGGGUCAUGGGCCGGCAGCUGGGUACUGACGACUCGGCCGGCGCCGGCGGAGGUGUUCACUUUCUGGCCAGCGACGGCGAGGAGGACUCUGAGGCGGGCUACCUGUGCCGCCCGUCCCCCGCGCCGGGCGCCGCGGCCGGACUGCGCAGCCGCGUCUUCGUCUGGGGUCUGAACGACAAGGACCAGCUGGGCGGCCUGAAGGGCUCCAAGAUCAAGCUGCCGGUGCCGUCGGAGGCCCUGAGUCGCCUUCAGCCGGCGCAGAUCGCGGGGGGAAGCAAGUGCACCUUCAUCGUAUCGCAGGACGGCAGGGUUUACGCGUGCGGCGAGGGUAAGAACGGCCGACUGGGGCUGGGUCACUGCAUCAUCACCAGUACGCCGCGGCAGCUGACCUCACUCAGCCAGUACGUGGUGAAGAAGGUGGCCGUCAACUCUGGCGGACGGCACGCGCUCGCCCUCACUGCGGACGGGAAGGUAUUCUCCUGGGGCGAGGGCGACGACGGUAAGCUGGGCCACGGCACGCGCCAGUCGUGCUUCAAGCCGCGCCAGGUGAUGGCUCUACGCUCGCGGCGCGUGCGGGACAUCAGCGCCGGCAGCUCUCACUCGGCGGCCAUUACGAGCUGUGGCCACCUGUACACCUGGGGACUGGGAGAGUACGGUCGGCUGGGCCACGGCGACGGACAGACGCACCUCACGCCCAAACUGGUGGAGGCUCUGGUGGGCCACCGCGUGGUCCAAGUAGCCUGCGGCUCCCGAGACGCCCAGACGCUGGCGCUCACCGACAAGGGGCUGGUCUUCUCCUGGGGAGACGGCGACUUCGGAAAACUCGGCCGCGGCGGCAGCGAGGGCUGCGCCGGUCCCCACAACGUGGAGCGACUGAACGGCCUGGAGGUCUGUCAGGUGGAGUGUGGCGCCCAGUUCAGCCUGGCGCGCACCAGAACCGGGCAGGUGUGGACCUGGGGCAAGGGCGACUACUACCGGCUCGGGCACGGUACGGACCAGCACGUGCGCCGGCCCAGUCAGGUGGAGGCGCUCCGGUCACACAAGGUGGUGCACGUGGGAGUGGGAGCGCUCCACUGCCUGGCCGUCACCGACACCGGACAGGUGUUUGCGUGGGGCGACAACGACCACGGCCAGCAGGGGAACGGCUCCACCCAAGUAAACCGCAAACCGACCCUGGUCCACGACCUGGAGGGAGUGCGCGUGUCGCGCGUCUCGUGCGGCUCGAGCCACAGCGUGGCCUGGACGACACCCGAGCCGAGCGCUCCGGCUCAGCACGAGCCGGUUCUGUUCCCGUCGGGCCGCGACCCGCUGGGUGCCGACACUCUGAGCGCCGCCGCCGGACCCGGCUCGACCCCGACCGCGGCGGUCCGACCGAGCCCGGCCGGCGCCGAGGCGGCCGCGGCGGCGCCGGGAGCGGCCUCCAGAGCCAAGACGCGCCACAUGUCACUGGCCAGGUCACUGCUGCUGAUGGAGUCGCAGGCAGGACAGAAGAUGGCGCUGCAGCGUCUGCUGAAGGCUCUGGCGGUCACCACGGCCCGCGAGACGGUACUGGCCGCCGUCGUGUCCAGCGUCGACCACAUGAAGUCCGAUCACUCGCCGGCCUCGUCGUCUGUCUGCUCGGCGCCGGCGGCGGGCGCCUGGCAGGACUCGUGUGACGAGGACACUCAGUCGGGCUCGGACUCUUCGGCGCCCUCCGUCUCUGCCGGACCGGUAACUCCCGAAGUGGCGGACGGCGGCGGCGAGGCGCCCGUCUCACUCGACGAUACGGUGGACCAGAGUCCCAGCUCGGCGGCCGUCUCCCUGUCUGUCUCCGCCUCCGCUGCUCUCCCCGCCUCUCUGCCCGCCUCUCUGUCCGCCUCUGCCGGAGGCGGGGCCGGCGCGGCGGCGGCGGCCGGCUCCGACUCGGCGUCAGACGAGGUGUCGGCGGACGGCGGCGCGGUCACCGUCUCCAGCCGGAUGUCCCAGGCGGCCAUCACCGUCCUGGCGGCCACGCUGUCGGCACCCGAACAGGUGGAGACUGCUCGCACACCUGAGCUGCGUCUGGACAGCUUCACCUCCCAACUGACGGCGGACGACGCGCGAGGCCUGGUCGACCUGCUGAAACUGGCCGCCGCCGGCCGAGUGCGAGACGACGCGACCGGGGCGCUGGCGCAGCUGCUCAAAGCGAUGGGCCGCAGCCAGCCGGCGGUGAGCGCCAUGCUCCUGGAGACCUGCGUCACUGAACUGGAGGACGUGGCCAGCGGCGGUGGCGGCGCGGCCCGCCUGCCGCCGCCCGUCGUCCAGGAGUCGUCACACCCGUACCUGAGGGACACCAACAUAUCGGGACUGGUCCGAAUACCAGGUGCCGAGUCCCUGUGGGUGGAGUUCGACCCGCAGUGCUGCUCGGAGCGGCGCAGGGACCCGCUCACGCUCACUGACGCCGGCGGCCGGGUACUGGCCGUCCGCUCCGGCCGUGACCCGGCCGACUGGAGCACCGAGCUGCGCGUCUCCGGUAACGAGCUGCGCUGGAAGUUCGUCUCCGAGCUGGGCGGCGGCGGCAACUGGGGCUGGCGCUUCACCGUGCACCCGGUGAUGCCGCACGGCGCGGAGACGGCCGGCGCCGGCGGAUCCGACCGCAGGAUACUGUCGCGGCCCAGCCUCGACCUGGUCAGACACCUACUGGACGUUCGUGCGGCCCGCGAGCCGGGCACCGUGUCCCGUCUGACGGCAGCUCUGGCCGCCUGCGCCCAACUGAGCGCCCUGCAGCCGUCGGCGCGCCGCUGGGCGCUGCAGCAGCUGCGAUACCUCCUCUCCGCCACCGGCCGGCCCGCCACCCCCGGCGCCGACACCGCGCCCUCCGGCCCUCUGUCCGUGCUCGUCCAGGCGCUGCCCGAGGCGCUCUACCGCCAGUUUGAGUACGAAGAGCCGCAGGUGCGCGCCGGGAAGCAGCUGAUGCACAGCGCCUUCUGCAAGGAGCUGGCGGCGCUGGCCUGUGAGCUGGAGUUUGACCGGCUGCCGGCCAUCGCCGAGAGCCACCGCUGGAGCUGGUUCAGGCGGUACUGCCUGGCGUCCCGCGUGAUGGCGGCGCUGAUACAGCGACAGCCGCUGCCGCGGCCCUUCCAGGACGAGGUGGCCAAGAAGAUCCGUGAGCUGAGCGGAGAGGAGGCCACUGAUUCUCGACACGUGGAUCACGGCGUGUUUACCGAGGACCGCGACCAGCAGCUUCUACACUGGAUACACAGGCGGCCGGACGACUGGACGCUGUCCUGGGGCAGCUCGGGCGUCAUUUACGCCUGGGGCCACAACCACCGCGGCCAGCUGGGCGGUCUGGACGGCGCCAAGGUCAAACAGCCCACGCCCUGUGAGGCGUUCUCGCUGCUGAAACCCGCCCAGUUGAUCGGAGGGGAGCAGACUCUGUUCGCUGUCACCUCUGAUGGAAAGGUGCUGGCCACGGGUUACGGCGCCGGCGGCCGGCUGGGUAUCGGCGGCACCGACUGCGUCUCCACGCCCACUCUGCUGGAGAGCCUGCAGCACGUCUUCAUCAAAAAGGUGGCAGUGAACAGCGGCGGCAAACACUGCCUGGCGCUGACGUCCGAGGGAGAGGUCUACAGCUGGGGGGAGGGAGACGACGGAAAACUCGGACACGGAAACAAAAGCUCGUGCGAGCGUCCCCGUCUGAUCGAAGCUCUGCGCGACAAGCGUGUGGUGCAGGUGGCCUGCGGCGGCUCGCACUCGGCCUGCGUCACUGCCGAGGGCCACCUGUACACCUGGGGUCGAGGGCGGUACGGUCGGCUCGGCCACGGCGACUCGGACGACCAGAGCCGACCCAAACUGGUCGAGACGCUCGUCGGGUGGAGGGUAGUGGACGUGGCCUGCGGCUCCGGUGACGCGCAGACCCUCUGUAUCACCGACGACGACAACGUGUGGAGCUGGGGAGACGGCGACUACGGCAAGCUGGGCCGCGGCGGCUCCGAGGGCUGCAAGCUGCCGCUGAAGAUCGAGUCGCUCUCGGGUCUGGGCGUGGUGCGCGUCGAGUGCGGCUCGCAGUUCUCGGCGGCGCUCACUCGCUCCGGCAGCGUGUACACUUGGGGUAAGGGUGACUACCACCGGCUGGGUCACGGCCUGGACGAGCACGUUCGCCGUCCAAAGAAGGUGGCCGCCCUGCAGGGGAAGAGGAUCAUCUGUAUCGCCGUCGGCUCGCUGCACUGCGUGGCGUGCUCGCAGGAGGGCGAGGUGUUCACCUGGGGCGAUAACGACGAGGGCCAGCUGGGAGACGGCACCACCAACGCCAUCCAGCGGCCGCGACUCGUAGCUGCGCUGUCGGGUAAGAAGAUAAACCGGGUGGCCUGCGGCUCGGCCCACACUCUGGCCUGGAGCACCAACGUCUCAUCAAACACUGGGAAACUUCCCAAACAGAUCCCUCUGGAGUUUGACCACCUGCGCGAGCUGCCGGUGGCCGUGCUCCGUAACCGACUGGUGGUGCUGCACCACUUCAGCGACCUCUUCUGUCCGCUGGUGCCGCUGUUCCACCUGAGCGCGCCCCAGCUGAGGACGCUCGUCGUGCCGGCGGUGAAGGAGGCCGCCUUCAGAAAGGUGGUGCAGGCCACGAUGAUCCGUGACCGGCAGCACGGGCCGGUGGUGGAGCUGAACCGAAUGCAGGUGCGCCGCUCGCGCUCGCGGCCGGCCGCCACCGCCGCCGCCACCUCCGGCCACAAGACGGUGUUCUCCCAGAUGGCCUCCAAGAUGGGACUGCUGGGCGCCGAGGCGCUCCUACUCCCGCACAGGGUGUGGAAAGUGAAAUUUGUCGGCGAGAGCGUGGACGACUGCGGCGGCGGGUACAGCGAGAGCAUCGCCGAGAUGUGCGACGAACUGUCUGCGGGCAGUCCGCCGCUGCUCAUCAUUACUCCCAACGGGCGCGGCGAGGCGGGCGCCAACCGGGACUGUCACCUGCUCAACCCGGCGGCUCGCUCCCAGCAGUACAGACAUCUGUUUACAUUCCUAGGCCUUCUGAUGGGUAUCGCGGUGCGCACUGGCUCUCCGCUGAGUCUGAACCUGGCUGAGCCGGUCUGGAAGCAGCUGGUGGGUCUGCAGCUCUCGCCGUCUGACCUGGCCGAGGUGGACCGCGACUACCUGCCCGGCCUGCUCUGUCUGCGCGACGACCCGGCGCUGGCCUCCCUGGAGCUACCGUUCAGCACUCCGUCAGCGGCCGGACACGAGGUGCUGCUCAGUGGUACAUACCGGCGCGUCACUGACGAUAACAAGACAGAGUACAUCCGCGCGGCGCUCAACUAUAGACUACACGAAGCAGACGCGAUGGUGGCGGCCGUCCGCGAGGGUAUGAGUCGCGUCAUCCCCGUACCCCUACUGGAGCUGUUUACUGGCGCAGAGCUGGAGACGAUGGUGUGCGGCUCGCCAGACAUUCCCAUCAAACUGCUCAUGGCCGUCGCCACGUACAAAGGCGUGGACGCGUGCUCGCCGCUGGUGGCCUGGUUCUGGGAGGUGAUGCAGGAGCUCAGCACCCUGGAGCGCUCGCUGUUCCUGCGCUUCGUGUGGGGCCGCACGCGGCUGCCGCGCACCAUCGCCGACUUCCGUGGCCGCGACUUUGUGCUGCAGGUGCUGGACAAGUACCAGCCGGCCGACCACUUUCUGCCCGAGAGCUACACCUGCUUCUUCCUGCUCAAAAUGCCCAGAUACUCGUGCAAGGCUGUGCUCCGCGAGAAGUUGCUGUACGCCAUUCACUUCUGCAAGUCGAUCGACACGGACGACUAUGCGCGCGUGGCCAUGACGGCCCAGCAGGCUGAAGAGGAGGACACUACCACGGAGACCAGCAGUGAGCUGAACGACGGAAGCUACAGCGACUUCUCGGCGUAUCCGCUGGACGGCUGAUCUCCGGGGGUGUCACACUCACGACGCGGCGCGUCCGACGACAGCGGCUCGCCCUCCGAGGACAGCGGCGUCACUCCAGAGGACAGGAGGAGCUCGAGCGAGGACAGUGUCUCUCACGAGGACAACAAUGUCUCUGAAGACAACAAUGUCUCCGAAGACAACAAUGUCUCUGAGGACAGCAGUGCCGGGGACGGCAGGUUUCCAGAGGACAGCAAUGUCUCUGAAGACAACAUUGUCUCUGAGGUCACCGGUGUCGCUCCCGAGAACAGCAGGAUCUCUUCAGAAAACAACAGUGUCUCUCAAGAGGAUGCUAGUGUCUCUGAGGACACCAGUGUCUCCCAAGAGUACAACAAUGUGUCUGAGGACAACAGUGUCUCUGAAGGCAGCAUUGUCUCUGAGGACACCGGUGUCUCUCAAGAGGACGCCAGUGUCUCUCCCGAGGAAAGGGGGAGCUCAAGCGAGAACAGCAAUGUCUCUCAAGGGAACACUACUGCGAACUCCACGGACUCGAGCGUCACUGAGUCUGGGGAAUCGCUGGACUCCUCCGACUCCAGCUGGGCGUCACAGGACUCGGAGAACGCCCCCGAGUCCGGUGGAUCGUGGGACUCCUCCACUGCCGGGGACUCCGGGGCGUCCUCCGACUUCUCGCUGUAAGUGACGACGCACUAUCCGCUGUCCUCGGGCUGCCAGGUAAAGGUUCGGUAAGGGUUCGACUGGGGACGGUCUCUGGACACACCGGACGCCCCCACAGACGACCGACCCAGGGAACGGGAGGACGCGCCGCAAGGACGGGCUGAGGACCGCUAUCCUCACGGAGUCGCACUCCUCAGUCGGCACCCCUCGGGGAAGGGUUUCUUUCUCUAGUCAGCAGUUUUGCGAUCCUCGCCGCCGCUUUUCGUCGCAAUGUCCUGGCUUGUAGCCGCAGAUGAGGACCACGCGGUCAGGCGCUGUUAGCCAGUCAGGGUGUUACGUAGAAGCCUGUGCAAGCGGUUCGCUCUACCCCGCAGCUGGCUUCGCCCUGUGAGCAAACGCAGCUCAUUAUUAUACUCUAGAUCCGGCUCUGUCGGUCGGCGUAUGGAGGGUAGGUACUCUGGUUUAGCCUGGUCACGGCUGGCCACUGGUCGUGUAAGACUCAAUUUGUUUCCGGCGUGUCGCCUGUGGAGUGUGGAUGUUGUCGCUUAUUUAUCAAUGUUUGUUGCCUGCGUGCCCUGCAGCGCGGGCGGCGCCCGUACAGGGGCGGGCCCCGAGCGAGGGGGAGCGCGUGCCGCCCGUGUCUGCGUGGUUCAGCUCCCGUCGCCACUGCCGCCGCCGCCACCGCCCAGCCACGCUUAUCGCAGUGUUGUGGCCACAAUGUGAUAACUGGACAAUACACAGAACGUCUCCGCUGA